AGGUCGUUGGUAAUCAAAACAGUCGAAGAACAACAAAAUGAGUGACACAAAUAGAAAAGUGCAAGACAACCCCAAGAUACUAUCGGGUCCCGUACUGAAAAAUUCGCCUAACGCGGUGCUGUCCAAAACCCUGCUGAACCGGUACAAGGACCUCCCGCUGCCAGGCGACAAGGUUCUGGCUACCUACAUCUGGAUAGAUGGCACAGGCGAACACAUGCGGUGUAAGGACCGCACUAUCAACUGUAUACCGAGAGCUUUAAAAGAUUUGCCUGUUUGGAACUUCGAUGGCAGCUCCACCGGACAGUCAGAAAGUUGUGACAACUCGGACACAUUCCUGGUGCCGCGCGCCCUGUACAAGGACCCGUUCCGUCGCGGCAACCACGUACUCGUCAUGUGCGACACCUACAAGUACAACAUGGAGCCCACAGCAACCAAUCAUCGCGUUAAGUGCCAGGAAGCCGCGGACAAAUGCGAAGAGGAGGAACCGUGGUUCGGAAUCGAGCAGGAAUACAUCCUCCUGGACGCGGAUCUCAGGCCUUUCGGAUGGCCCCCGGGUGGCUUCCCCCCACCACAAGGCCCCUAUUACUGCGGUGUUGGCUCCAACAAAGUUUUCGCCAGAGAUCUCGUAGAUUCACAUUACCGAUGCUGCCUCUAUGCUGGCGUGCCAAUUGCCGGCACCAACGCAGAGGCAAUGCCCUCGCAGUGGGAGUUCCAAGUGGGGCCGUCUGUGGGCGUGAGCGCCGGUGACGACAUGUGGGUAGCGCGCUACAUCCUGCACCGACUGGCCGAGGAACACGGCGUCAUCGUCAGCUUCGACCCCAAGCCUGUGCAGGACUGGAACGGCUCGGGAGCGCAUACCAACUUCUCUACUAAAAAGACGAGAAAGGCGAACGGCAUUGUCGAAAUCAACAAGGCGAUAGAAAAGCUUUCGAAAACACACAUGAAGCAUAUCAAGGUGUACGACCCACGCGGUGGAAAGGACAACGCGAGAAGGUUGACCGGCAAAUACGAAACCGCCAGCAUAAACGAGUUUAGCUCAGGCGUGGCCAGCCGCAGCUGCAGCAUCCGGAUACCGCGCGCGGUCGCGGAGGCAAAGAAGGGCUACUUAGAGGACAGGCGGCCGGCCUCCAACUGCGACCCCUACGCCGUCAUCAACGCGCUCCUGCGCACCUGCAUCCUCGACGAAUAACA
Cydia fagiglandana is the source of this 1191-nucleotide messenger RNA. RefSeq names its product glutamine synthetase 2 cytoplasmic-like. Gene Ontology annotation, molecular function: glutamine synthetase activity. NCBI's taxonomy places the organism in Eukaryota, Metazoa, Arthropoda, Insecta, Lepidoptera, Tortricidae. Gene Ontology annotation, cellular component: cytoplasm. The record is from RefSeq and is a predicted model, not a curated record. The transcript is spliced from 6 exons. The coding region runs from base 38 to 1189 and encodes 383 amino acids.